CCCCACAUCACACACAAGAAGCCUCCGGGAUGGCCGAGAAAGAUGGAAAAGAUGGAAAAGACGGGAAUGCCGGACAGGACGGAGGCACAGACGGCUGGGCCGGCAUCGAGGAGCGCCUGGAGAAGAUCCAGGAAAGCCUCCAGAACCCCUCUCUGCCCCGCUCUCGCCGCCUGGCUGCCUGCGACCGCGCCCUGCGCGCCUGCGUGGCCGAGCUGGCCCGGCCCGGCGGCUCGCCGGCCCACGGCACCCGGCUGCUCGCCCUCGCCCAGGAGGCCACCCAAGGGUACCUGAGCCUCCUGCCCGACCCUCCGCAGCUCUACCUGGAGAAGAUUUUGUUCCACGUGCUGCGGAACGCUGCGGCGUGGGCGGGACACCACGCCUGGAGUGCGGCCGAGCUGCUGCGGGCGCGGCUCCGGUGCGGCCACCGCAACAACGAUUGGGCCGCCGUGGCCAGCGGCGCCUUCGGGGUGCUCUGGAGAGCUGCCCCAAAUUUGGCCGGGCCGGAACGGCCACGCGAGGAAGGCAGGGCGGAGUUGGUGGCCAGGAUGAGAGCGCUGCGGUUCCUGGUGCUGUUGGAAUGCCGGGAUCGGGAAUGGCCAACGCCGGAAUCGUUCCGGCCGCCGUUCCUCACCUCGGCCACUGCCCGGCACGCGGCCACGGCCGCCGUGCUCUACCGGAGCCAGCGGGCGGCGUGCCCGCUCUUCCUGGCCAGGCAGCUGCAGGAAUUCCUGCUGGAUGCUCUGCUGGACGAGGCUCGGGAUCACCCUCGGGAUCUCCGGCAUUCCCUGUGCUUCCUGGAGCUCUCCCUGCAGCGCUGCCGCCUCCUCUGCCAGGCCCGGCGGCACCGCCAGGCCCUGGAGGCCCUGGAGGAAUCCAGAACUUUCCUGGGAUUUGGGAAUUUUCCGGGAGAUGGGAAUUCCAUGGGAGAGGGGAGUUCCUUGGGAGAUGGGAAUCUUCUGGGAGAUCUGGGAGCUAAAAGUUCUCCGGGAGCUGGGAAUCAUCUGGGAGCUGGGAAUUCCCUGGGAACUGGGAAUCCUUUGGGAGCUGGGAAUUCCCUGGGAACUGGGAAUCCUCUGGGAGCUGAAAGUUCUCUAGGAGCUGGGAAUCAUCUGGGAGCUGGAAAUUCCUUGGGAGCUGGGAAUCUUCUAGGAACUGGGAAUUCUCUGAGAGCUGGAAAUUCCCUGGAAGCUGGGAAUCCCCUGGAAGCUGGAAAUCCUCUGGAAGCUGGGAAUUCUUUGGGAACUGGGAAUCCUCUGAGAACUGGGAAUUCCCUGGAAACGGAGAAUUCCCUGGGAGCCCCUCUGGAGCUGCUGGCCGCCGGGAUCCAGCUGAGCCGGGCGCUGACCAAGGGCGCGUCCGGCCUGGCGGCCGUGGGGCCGGCCCUGCGGCGGGCGGCGGCGGCGCUGGAAUUUCGGGAACGUUCCGGAAGGAUCCUGUGGGCGCUGCUGGAAUGUUCCCAGUUCGUGCUGGCGCAGCUCGGGGAGGUGCUGGGCCGCAGCCGGGAGCUGCCCCUCGGCCGCCGGGAGAUUCCCGGGAUUUGUGGCUUCUGCCAGGGCCACGCCCGGGCGCUGCGGCGGCUGCUGGCACAGGUCCCUGCAGACUCCAUCCAGGAUCAGGUGCUGGUGACGCAGCUGCUGUUCCAGGGCCUCCAGCUCUUCUCCAACGCCAUCCAUGAAAUCUUCCAGCGCUGCCAGGCCUCGGAGUGGCCAGAGCUGGCCCAGGUGACCGCCAGCUGUGUCCAGAGCGUCACCUGGAUGCUGGAGGGGCUGGAGGGGCUGCCCGAGGCCGAGAGGGGCAAGUUCCUCGAUGUCACCGCUGCGGCCGUGCUGCGCCUGGGCCAGGCCCUGCAGGCCCGGAAGGUUCCGGAAGCGGCCGGAGCCGUGUGUGAGCCCCUGUGCCAGGCGGUGCUGGCCGGACACGGCUACGGCUGGGCCGGGGUCAGCCCGGAGCGGCUCCACAGGUGCUUCCGGCUGCAGGUGGAGGCCUGGCGCUGCCGGGGCCGGCCCGAGCGUGCCCUGGACGCCGUGGCCCAGUGGCUGCUGGCCCUGGGGACACACGGCCAGCCCAUCUCUGACUCCCUGGUGGCCGAGCCGGUGGCGCUCUGGGCCAGGAUCAAGACAGAGGCGGCCAAAGAGGGAGCGGAGGAGCUGCGGCUGCGGACCCUGCGGGACGCCCUGGAGUCCCAGUCCCGAUCCCAUUCCCGACCCCUGUCCGGGGACACCGUGCUGCUCCUGCUGCUGGCCGAGCUCCAGGCCUACAAAUCCCUGCGGGGCCCCACGGGGCCAGAGCGCUACAACGUCCUCUGCGACCUGCUGGGCCUGUGGGACCCCGAGGGAGCCUGGGAUCCGCCGGGAUUCCGGGAUCCCGGGGGCAGCCGCGACCCCCCAGGAAUGCCGGACCCCGGCCGGAGCCUGCCCAGGGCGGUGGCGCUGCUGGAGCUGGGGCAGCUCCUGUGCAGCCAGAGCUUCAGCAGCCACACCGACUGCUCCGCCCUGGACGCGGUGCAGGAGGCCCUGAGGCUGCUGGAGGCGCUGGCCCGGAAUUCCCAGAGCUGCAAUUCCCAAAUCCGGGAUCGGCUCCUGGACGAGCGCGCCCAGGCCCUGCUCUGGCUCCACAUCUGCACCCUCGAGGCCCUGAUGGAAAAGAGCGUGGCUCGGGAGCAGCGGGGCCAGGCUCCGGAGCCGGGCUGGGAUCGGGAUCCGGAUCACGAGGGAGAGCGGCCGGAGCCGCGGGAUUUCGGGAUCCGCUGCAGCCUCAACUCCGAGCGCGCUCUGUCCAAACCCUUGGAUGAAGCCUUUUCCCUGUGGAAAAAGCUGCUGGAAAAUCCUGGAAUUCCCAAGGUGCGGAGCCCCGAGCAAACCCUGAGCUCCCUGCAGCUCCUGGCCGAGCUCUACCGCCUCCAGGACAAGCCCCUGCAGGCCCUGGAGAGUUUCCUGCUGCUGCGCUCGCUGUGCCGGCGCCUCGGCGAUCCGGCGGGAACGGCGAAUUCCCUGUGCCGGAUCUGCCGGAUCCUGCUGGAGCUGCGCUGCCCCGGCCCCGCCCAGAUUUUCCUGGAGGAGCUGGAAUCGUGCCUGGAUGAGGCCGAAGGCUCCGAGGAUUCCCGGCUGCUCCUGCGCCACUCGCGGCUCCUGCUGCGCAGCCAGCUCUGCUGCCUCCAGAAAAAGGCGGAGCAGGGCGUGGCGCUGCUGCUGGAGGCGCUGCAGGAGCUCCAGGCCCGCCGGGCCACGCGGGGCUGGUUCCUGGCCCAGGCCCAGGGGCUGCAGGUGGCCGCCGCCUUCCUGGAGCUGCCCCCGGCCCUGCUGGCGGCGCCGCUCCGGGAGCGGAUCCGGCGGCACGGCUGGAGCAGCCCCGAGGUGGCCCUGCUGGAGGCGCAGAAGCUGCUGCGGAGCGUCCUGGUGUCCCUGCUGGGCAGCCGCGUCCUGGGCAGCGCCCGCGGCCGCCCGCCCGAGGAGCCCAGCCCCGACGGCGGCCCGGCGCUGGUGCACAAGUGGCAGGCGCUGGGGGACGCCCUGGGCUGCUGCCGGCGCCUGGUGACGCUGCUGAGCCACUGCGAGGUGCUGAGCAGGGCCAGGGCCUUCUGCGGCGAGGGACUGACCCUGGCCGGACACCUGCAGGCCACCCGCUGGUGCACGUGGUUCCUGGUGCUGCAGUCGCAGCUGGAGCUGCAGCAGGGGGAACUGGAGCUGAGCCAGUCCCACCUCCAGCACGCCCAGUUCCUGCUCCAGCCCCAAACUGAACCCAAACCCCUCUGGGAACCUCCACGCCAUGCCAAGAUCCAGCUCCAGAAGAGCCACCUGGAGAAGAGAAAACCCCUGGAUCCCCUUCCCGACGGCGAGGACGAGGAGGAAUUCCUGAAGGGUCCCUCCCUGGACGUGCUGGCGUCUCCUCCGGCCGCGCUCCCGGAGCCGCCGGGCGCUCUGACGGCCUCGCCGGAGCUGAAGGAGGAAAGGAAAUGCUGGAAAAGUCUGGAAUUCCUGAGGCACCGCUGGGGAUGUCCCUGCUCCUCCUGCUCCGACCCGGCCCUGGUGGCGCUGGGGCUGCGCUGGCAGCUGGCACAAGCCCGGGCGUGGCUGGCGGCCGGGGCGGUGGCACCGGGGCUGGCGCUGGCGCGGCGGGCGCUGCCGCGGUGCGCCGGCACCGGUGCCCGGCUGGCGCGGCGGGCGUGGGGCUGCGUCCGGGCGGCGGGGCUGGGCCGUGGGGACGUCCCUGGGGAGGGGGACAGGGGUCUACAGGGCCCCUCUGGGGAUGGGGACGCGUUCAGGGACAAAGGAGUUGCUGGGGAUGGGGACAGGAGUCGGCCAGACCCCUCUGGGAAUGGGGACGGGGAUCUGCGGGGCUCCUCUGGGAUUAGGGACGCUUUUAGGGGCAGGGGAAUUUCUGGGAAUGGGGGUGUCCCUGGGAAUGGGGACACAUUUAUGGACAGGGCAAUUUCUGGGAAUGGGGGUGUCCCUGGGAAUGGGGACACAUUUAUGGACAGGGCAAUUUCUGGGAAUGGGGACACCUUUAGGGACAGGGAAAUUUCUGAGAAUGGGGACAUUCCUGGGAAUGGGGGUGUCACUGGGGAUGGGGACAGAAGUCUGCCAAAUCCCUCUGGGAAUAGGAACACUUUUAGGGGCAGGGAUGUCCCUGGGAAUGGGGACAUGGUCAGGGACAGGGGAAUUCCUGGGACUGGGGACACUCCUGGGAAUGGGGAUGUCCCUGGGAAUGGGGAUGUCCCUGGGAAUGGGGACACUUUUAGGGGCAGGGGAAUUCCUGGGAAUGGGGACACCCUUGGGGACAGGGACACUCCUGGGGACAGGGACCUGCAGGACCCCUGUGGGAUCAGGGACCUUCAGGGCCACCCUGGCCACGGGGACGCCUUUGGGGACAGGGACCCCGCUGGGGACAGGGACACUUUUGGGGACAGGGACCCUGCUGGGGACACUGCCCCGUCCCCUCCAGGCCCGCUGGCCGAGCUGGUGGCCACCGGCUACUCCACGCUGGCCCUGCAGAGCCUGACCAGUCCCUCCCAAUGCCCCCCAGUUUGGGAUGAAGAGCUGGAGCGGGGCCUGACCCUUUUGGGGUCCCAACGUCCCCCCGUGUCCGGCCUGGGGGUGGCCGUGGCCACUCUGCUGCUGGCCAAAGCCGUGGCCACCCUCGGCCGCGUGGCCACCGCCCGCGGCUGCUCCACCGAUGAAAUCCUAGCCCAGGCCUGGACCCCCUAUCCCCCACCCACCCCAGACCCCCCAAAACCCCAAAAAACCCCCAAAGCUCCCCCAAAAACCAGACCCCAAAAAGCCAAAGCCGCCAAAGCCAAGGCGGGGAAGACCCCAAAAGCGAAACCCCCCAAAACUGGGGACAUUUUCGCCCUGGGGGAUUCGGACCCCGAGGUGCCCCUCAUUGUCCUGAGGCCGGGGGGGCCCUGCACCCCUCACCCCAAAUCGGGGGCGCCCCCAAAAGCGCUGGUUGGGGGGCCCAGGACCCCCUUCACCAUCUUCAGCGAGGAGCCCUCCCCGCCCGGGGGCAGCUCCCGGCUCCGCAGGGCCCCCAAAAUCCCCGGGAGGGUCAAGUCCCGGAUCAGGGUGACAUUCAGUGACAGCGACCCCGAGGAGCCCCAAAUCCCCCCAGAUCCCCCCAAAACCACCCGCAAAAAUUCCUGUGCCCAGAGGAGGAUUCAGCCCCAAAAAUCCCCCGGGAAUUCUCCGGGAAUUGCGGCUCGGCCCCGGCGGGGGCGGCCCCGGAAGGAGCCAGAGACCCCCAAAAACAGGGAAAAAAGGGGAAUCAACCAUGUGGAAAAUGUGGAAAAGCAGGAAAAUGGCAGCCCCCAAACGGCUGGAAAUCCCAAAGCGGAAAACGUGGAAAAGAAGGAAAAGGGGAAAUCCCAAAAAACUCUGGAAAUGAAGGAAAACAGGGGUCCCCGCUGGGGAAAGAAGGAGAGGAGGACCCCAAAAAGUGGAAUUUUGGAGGAAAAGAGGAAUUGGGAAUUCUCUGGGAUUGAGGACCGGGACCCCCUGAGGGCCAUGGAGGAGGAAGAGGAGGAAGAGGAAGAAAUGAGCUUCGAGCUCCCCCCACUGCCCCCAGGUGGAGCCAGCAAGGAAAUCCCAGGAAUUUGGGAUAAGGGGGAUCCACCAAAUCCAGAGGGAUCCCAGCCCAGUGACCCCUCGCUGACCGCUGACCCCUCGCUGACCACUGACCCCUCGCUGGCCGCGGUGCGGUGGCUGCUGGCCGAGGCGCUGGCGUGGGUGGCUCACUGCCCGCCGGGCUCUCUCUACGGCCGCCUGUGCCAGCUGCUGGCGGUGGCCCUUGGGGACAGGGACCCGCUGGCCACCGCGGGGCUGCUGGCCGAGUCCCUGGGUGUCACCCUGCGCCACCAGCUGCUGGCCAUCGUCCACGCCCGGGCACGGAAGAAGAGGAAAGCGGCAGCCGGAGGCGACAUCUCAGACCAGCUCCAGGGCCUCUCCCUGGAUUCCCAAAAUUCCGAGGAUUCCCAGUCCCACCUGGCCGAGCUGGAGGAGCUUUUCCAGUUCAGCUCCGCAGGUUUGGGGCCGGCAGAGCGGGAACGGUUCCGGGAGCAGCUCCAGAAGAUUCCCAGCGGCGUCACGGUGUGCCAGCUGUGCCUGGCCGGUGCCAGCCCCGGCGCCGCCGGGGACGCGCUGCUGCUGACGCGGCUGGAGCGCGGCGCGGAGCCGCUCAGCGUGCGCAUCGACACCCGGCGCGGCCAGGCCCCCCUGAGCGAGAUCCUGCGGGAACUGGAGCGGAUCCAGCGGGAGCAGCGCGAGGCCAACGCCUGCACCGAGCGCCAGGAGUGGUGGGAGCGCCGGUCCCGCCUGGACCUGCGCAUGCAGAGCCUGAUCCAGAGCCUGGACUCGGAGGUUUUGGGGUGCUGGCGGGGGCUGCUGCUGCCCCGGGACCCCCAGAAUUCUGUCCUGGAUGAGCAGGAAUUGGCUCAGCUGCUCCAGGAGCUCCGGGAAUGCGGCUGGGAGAGACCCGAGCCAGCCCUGCUCCGGGCGCUGCUGGCGGGGCUGUGUCCGGCCGAUGUCCGGCUGCUGGCCGCGGCGCUCUGUCCGGCCCGGCCGCUGCGGGCGCGGCUGCUGCUGGACGAGGCCCUGGAGCGGCGCCGGGAGGAGCCCGAGGGCAGCGCGGGGUCCCUGGUGCUGCUGCUGGACAGGCACCUGCAGCGGCUGCCCUGGGAGAGCUCCGGGACGCUCCGGAACCUUCCGGUGACGCGGCUGCCGGGGCUGCGCUUCCUGCUCAGAUACGGCCUGGGACAGCAGCACGCAGGGUCGGUGCUGGGCCGGGGUGUGGACCCCCAGAGCGCGUUCUACGUGCUGAACCCCCAGCGUGACCUGGGCGGCACCGAGGAGCGGUUCCGCGCCUGGUUCCAGAGCCAGCCCGGCUGGCGCGGGGUGUCGGGGGCAGCACCGAGCCCGCAGCAGCUGCAGGAGGCGCUGGGCGAACGCGACCUCUACAUCUACGCCGGGCACGGGGCGGGGGCGCGGCUGCUGGACGGGCACAGCCUGGCACGCCGACCCUGCCGGGCCGUGGCGCUGCUCUUCGGCUGCUCCAGCGCCGCGCUGGCACCGCGGGGGCUCCUGGAGCCCUCAGGAACCAUCCUCAACUUCGUCCUGGCCGGGUGCCCGCUGGCUCUGGGCACGCUGUGGGACGUCACGGACCGGGACCUGGACCGGCUGGCGGGGGCGCUGCUGCGGGGGUGGCUGGGGGGCGGCCCCGGGACCCCCCUGCUGGCCCAGCUGGCCCAGGCCCGGGGCGCCCCCAGACUCAAAUCCCUGAUCGGGGCCGCGCCCGUGGCCUACGGGCUCCCGGUGUGCCUGCGCUGAGGGGUUCGGGGGGCUUUUGGGGUCCCUUCGGGGCUUUUGGAGUCCCUUUGGCAUCUUUGGGGUCCCUUCGGGGCUUUUGGGGUCCCUUCGGGGCUUUUGGGGUCCCUUUGCCAUCUUUGGGGUCCAUUUGCCAUCUUUGGGGUCCCUUUGGGGCUUUUGGGGUCCCCCCAUUGGUUGGAGUGAGGGUUUGGGGUCCCUUUGUCAUCUCUGGGGUCCCUUUUGGCUUUUUGGGGUCCUUUUGGGGUCCCUUUAGUGGUUUUUGGGGUCCCUUUGCCAUCUUUGGGGUCCCUUUGCCAUCUUUGGGGUCCCUUUGGGGCUUUUGGGGUCCCCCCAUUGGUUGGAGUGAGGGUUUGGGGUCCCUUUGUCAUCUCUGGGGUCCCUUUUGGCUUUUUGGGGUCCUUUUGGGGUCCCUUUAGUGGUUUUUGGGGUCCCUUUGGCAUCUUUGGGGUUCCCCCAUUGAUUGGAGUGAGGGUUUAGGGUCCCUUUGGGACUUUUGGCAUUUUUGGGGUCCCUUUGCUGAUUUUGGGGUCCCUUUGGUGUUUUUGGGGUCCCCCAUUGAUUGGAGGGAAGAUUUGGGGUCCCUUUGGGUUGCCUUUGGCAUUUUUGGGGUCCCUUUGUCAUCUUUGGGGUCCCUCUAUUGGUUGGAGGGAAGAUUUGGGGUCCCUUGGGGUCCCUUUUGGCAUUUUUGGGGUCCCUUUGGCAUUUUUGGGGUCCCUUUGGCACUUUUGGGGUCCCUUUGGUGUUUCUGGGGUCCCCCAUUGGUUGGCAGGAAGAUUUGGGGUCCCUUUGGGUUCCCUUUGAUAUUUUUGGGGUCCCCUCCAUUACAUGAUGUGCAUUUUGGGGGGGGUCCCCAGUUGUUUUUGGGGUUCCCCUGCCCCCGCGGGGAUUUUUGGGGUGUCUGAAGGGAUGAGGGGGGUUGCGGGUGGGAGGGGUUGGAUCUGCUUGGAUUUUUAUGAGAUUAACCAAAUUUUGGAACAAAAUUUGCUUUUAUUUGCCCGUUUCACAACAAUAAAGCUGCUGCACCCCCAAA
Taeniopygia guttata (zebra finch) is the source of this 8847-nucleotide messenger RNA. NCBI's taxonomy places the organism in Eukaryota, Metazoa, Chordata, Aves, Passeriformes, Estrildidae. The record is from RefSeq and is a predicted model, not a curated record.